AAAGGAUAUUCUAAAGAGAAACCUUAAGAAUAUUCUUUUUCUAUCAACUUAUUAUAACUGCUUUCACCCUUUCUAUCUUCUUCAUUUCCACUUUCCCUCAAUUUUCUCACUGAAAUAAUAUUAUUCCCGGAAAAAAACAACCAGAGAAAAAGCAUGAAGUUCGGUAAGAGCCUCAGCAACCAGAUCGAGCAGACACUGCCUGAAUGGCGAGACAAAUUCUUGUCUUACAAGGACCUCAAGAAGCGACUCAAGCUCAUCGGCUCCAAAACCGGAGAUCGUCCCGUCAAACGUCUCCGACUCGACUCCUCUUUCGUCUCCGGCGACGAGUAUUCCGUCGGAAUGUCGAAAGAAGAGAUCAGCUUCAUCCAAUUGCUAGAGGACGAGCUGGAGAAAUUCAACAAUUUCUUCGUCGAGAAGGAGGAAGAGUACAUCAUCAGAUUGAAGGAAUUGCGAGAUAGGAUCACAAAGGCUAAGGAUUCAAAGGAGAAGAUGAUGAGUAUAAGGAAGGAGAUUGUUGAUUUCCAUGGAGAGAUGGUUCUUCUGGAGAAUUAUAGUGCUCUUAAUUACACAGGAUUGGUUAAGAUACUGAAGAAGUAUGACAAAAGAACUGGUGAUCUCAUGCGCUUACCUUACAUACAGAAAGUUCUUCAGCAACCCUUUUACACUACAGACUUACUGUACAAGCUCAUCAAGGAAUCUGAGGCAAUGCUUGAUCGGUUCUUCCCAGCUACACAUGAAUCUGAGGAUAUCCAAGCAGAGCUCUCUGAGCACAAGUUCGUGGAGGGACUCCACAUGAAGAGCACGAUCGCUGCUCUUCGUGUUUUGAAGGAGAUCAGGAGCGGAAGCUCCACCGUGAGCGUGUUUUCGUUGCCGCCGCUUCAGUUAAACGGGUUAGACGAGACAUGGAAGAAGAUUCCGUUGUUGGAGCAAGAAGCCAAAUAGAGAAAAAAGAGGACGCACUCUCUUUACCACGUCUUUUACAGGUAGAAGCUAACAGGUUGAAACCAGACUUUUAUCAAUGUACACAAAAGAAACGUUUAGGGUCUUUUCUGUGACAUCUUUGGUCGGUCUUUGGGUCCUUUGUGUUACAAACUGCAAUGUUGUAACUCUGUUUCUGUGUUGGGUGUAGUAGUAAUUGAUAUGGUAUACCACUUCAGAUUUGUUACUUCAUUGCUUUCUUCUUUUCCAAAGCCAUUUUGCUUGUACUUGAGCCAAAAAAUUACUACCAUGCAUUUGAUUUAAUAAAGUGAUUUCUUGAGUAACAAAGAAA
Messenger RNA from Thlaspi arvense, 1270 nucleotides. The record is from the annotation of a GenBank genome assembly. Lineage: Eukaryota; Viridiplantae; Streptophyta; Magnoliopsida; Brassicales; Brassicaceae.